Messenger RNA from Penicillium salamii, 753 nucleotides. The record is from the annotation of a GenBank genome assembly. Lineage: Eukaryota; Fungi; Ascomycota; Eurotiomycetes; Eurotiales; Aspergillaceae.
AUGCCAAUCACAGGGGUUUACUUCGUCCCAUCCAACCCUAAUGCCUCAACAGCCCUACCCCAAAUAACAGAGCGUCUGCGGAGUUCCUUCCCAGACGAAGAAUUAACCCCAGUCGGGCGCUGGGGAUUGGAACAAAAGCUACUCCGCGACACACCGGGUCUCAUUCCCCCUCAGAAUGCCAAACCGCCUAUCCCCCGGUACAUGCAAUUUCUGUCAUUGUCGCAUUACCCGACCCAUGGCUUUGUCUACACUUCCGAGCCAGAGAAGCAACCUCCAACAGACCAGCCUUUACCAAUGGUGAUGACAAGCGUGCCACCUCCGGCUUUCGCCACGCUCUUCCAGCAUUUCACGUACGCGUGCCAACCCCUUUGGACUCAUCGACUGACCCUGGCUGUACCGAACGGGGUGGUCUACGACGUGGGCGAUUUCAGAGUGCGUCUGGGAGAUGUUCGGCAGACGUUCCCGACUGCUCGGGUGCGUGGAACGGUGGUGGAAAUUGAGUGGAGGGGGCCCUCGAUUGUGGAGGGGGAGUUUGCAGGAAUCCAGGAGGAAGAUGUGGAUGCUGAAUAUGCCGCGACAGCGGAAUUGAUCAGAGAGUUUUGGGGGAAGUUAGGAAUUCAGGGACGCGAAGCGAUUCUGGUCCCCGGUGUUGGGAGCGAGGUCAAGGAGAGAUUAAAGGGGAAUGGAAAAGAGGAUUCUGCUGGAACGGACGUUGCCAGGCAGUUUAUGGAGGUUCUGAGGUUUAACCGGUGA